AUGUCCAAUUAUGUGAAAUUCAUGAAAGACAUACUGUUAAAAAAGUACAGAUUGGAAGAGUUUGAGACUUUUGAUCUCACUGAAGGGUGCAUAGCAAUGUUGAUGAAUAAACUACCUCCGAAGCUGAAAGAUCUAGGGAGUUUCAAUAUCCCCUAUUCAAUUGAAAAUUAUUAUGUUGGUAAGGCGUUAUGUGAUUUAGGAGCGAGUAUAAAUCUAAUGCCGAUGUCUAUUUUGAAGAAGCUAGGACUUGGGAAUGCAAGACCUACUACGGUGACUUUGCAAUUAGUUGAUCAAUCCUACGCCCAUCCAAAAGAAUUUGAAGCUAAUCAAAAUGUGUCAAUUAUUCUUGGAAGACCUUUUCUUGCUACAAGCAGAACUCUAAUUGACGUACAGAAAGGUGAAUUGACCAUAAGGGUAAAUGACCAACAGGUUACUUUUAAUGUUUUUGAUGCUUUGAAAUAUGCAGACAAAAAUGAAGAAUGCCACCUCAUUUGUUUGAUAGAAGUGGUAGUAGUAGAGGAAUUCACUAAACUUUGCCACAACAAUUUUGAUAGUAAUGAAGACUCAUUAGAAAGGAUUGACGAAGUAAGUUUAGAAGAACUUGGUGAAUUCAUGGAAGCCAAACAAAUAGUAGAGAGAUCAAGGAAAAAGUUUAACUCUUUGGAUCUAUCGAAUCAUUCGUUCAAGCCUUCUACAAAGAAGCCUUCUACAUUGGAGUUGAAACCUUUGCUGCAACAUUUAAAAUAUGAAUACUUGAGAGAUAACAACAUCUUGUCGUUUGUGAUUCCUCUGGAAUUGACAUCUGAACAAGAGGUCAAGUUGUUGGAAGUCCUAUGA
Gossypium arboreum is the source of this 837-nucleotide messenger RNA. RefSeq lists its product as uncharacterized. The transcript is spliced from 2 exons. Bases 1 to 837 code for a protein of 278 amino acids. Lineage: Eukaryota; Viridiplantae; Streptophyta; Magnoliopsida; Malvales; Malvaceae. The record is from RefSeq and is a predicted model, not a curated record.